Trichomycterus rosablanca is the source of this 1710-nucleotide messenger RNA. RefSeq names its product tumor protein p73 (gene tp73). The record is from RefSeq and is a predicted model, not a curated record. Gene Ontology annotation, cellular component: nucleus. Gene Ontology annotation, molecular function: DNA-binding transcription factor activity, RNA polymerase II-specific; RNA polymerase II cis-regulatory region sequence-specific DNA binding; protein binding. The transcript is spliced from 11 exons. NCBI's taxonomy places the organism in Eukaryota, Metazoa, Chordata, Actinopteri, Siluriformes, Trichomycteridae. Gene Ontology annotation, biological process: protein tetramerization; apoptotic process; regulation of transcription by RNA polymerase II. The coding region runs from base 16 to 1710 and encodes 564 amino acids.
UUGCUGAGCAGCAGUAUGGAGCAGGGAUUGGGGAACCGCGCGGCAUCCACCAGCCCCUACAGCUCCGAGACCGCCUCCAACGUCCCGACGCCGUCACCCUACUCGCAGCCCAACUCCACCUUCGAGGCCAUGUCUCCGGCGCCGGCCAUCCCCUCCAACACAGACUACCCCGGGCCGCACGGCUUCGAGGUGACCUUCCAGCAAUCCAGCACCGCCAAGUCGGCCACCUGGACGUACUCGCCACUACUGAAGAAGCUCUACUGUCAGAUCGCUAAGACGUGCCCGAUUCAGGUCAAGCUCGCCUCGGCACCCCCUCACGGCAGCAUGGUACGAGCCAUGCCCAUCUACAAGAAGGCCGAGCACGUGACCGAAGUUGUGAAGCGCUGCCCCAAUCAUGAGCUCGGACGCGACUUCAACGAGAGUCAGUCAGCACCCGCCAGCCACCUCAUAAGAGUGGAAGGAAAUAACCUGUCUCAGUACGUGGAUGAUCCAGUAACUGGCCGACAGAGUGUACUCGUACCUUAUGAGACCCCACAGGUGGGGACAGAAUUCACAACAAUUUUGUAUAAUUUCAUGUGUAACAGUAGCUGUGUCGGUGGAAUGAACCGCAGACCCAUUCUCAUCAUCAUCACCCUGGAGACGAGAGAUGGGCAGGUGCUGGGCCGACGCUCUUUCGAAGGCAGAAUAUGUGCCUGCCCGGGUCGAGACCGCAAGGCAGACGAGGAUCACUUCCGAGAGCAGCAGGCACUUAAUGAGAGCGUGGCCAAAAACGGCAAUGCUAAUAAACGCAAUUUCCGACAGACCUCUCCCAACAUGUCUGGCCCUCCUAUCAACAUCAAGAAAAGGAGACAUGGAGAUGAGGAAAUGUACUACAUCCCAGUGCGAGGCAGGGAGAACUUUGACCUUCUGAUGAAGAUUAAGGACAGUUUAGAGUUAGUGGAACUCGUGCCGCAGCAGUUAGUCGAUUCCUACAGGCAACAGCAACAACAACUACUGCACAGACAUACUCACAUGACCUCUCCGUCCCCCUACGGUGCACCGCUGAGCAACAUGAACAAGGUCCAUAGCAACAUCAGCAAGCUUCCUUCAGUCAACCAGAUAGUAGCACAUCAGAGCCAGCAGAACGCCGGACCCUCAGCCAGCAUGGUCCACAUGGGCGCGAACAUGCUGGGCGGCCACCACAUGCAGUCGAACGGCGACAUGAACGGCGCACACUCGGCUCAGUCGAUGGUUUCUGCGUCUCACUGUACCCCGCCUCCACCCUACAAUCCAGACCCCAGCCUCGUCAGCUUCUUAACCAGCCUGGGCUGCCAAAACUGCAUCGACUACUUCACGUCACAGGGCCUUCAGAGUGUGUACCACCUGCAGACCCUCUCCAUGGAGGAUCUCAGUGCUCUUAAGAUCCCGGAGCAGUUCCGCUUGGCCAUCUGGCGGGGCCUGCAGGACAUGAAGCAGGGCCACGACUACGGCCAGCAGCUCCUCCGCUCCAGCAGUAACAUGGCCGCCAUGACCAUCGGGCACGGCGGGGAACUGCAGCGGCAGCGCGUCAUGGAAGCCGUGCACUUCCGAGUGCGCCACACCAUCACCAUCCCCAAUCGAGGGGGCGCUCCCGGGGCAGACGAGUGGCCGGAUUUUGGGUUCGACAUGCCAGACUGCAGGACACGCAAACACUCCAUUAAGGAGGAGUUUGCAGAGAGCGAAGUUCGCUAA